This is a messenger RNA of Anopheles moucheti, 623 nucleotides long. It is a transcript of the gene RpL35, whose product is annotated as 60S ribosomal protein L35. Gene Ontology annotation, molecular function: structural constituent of ribosome; mRNA binding. Gene Ontology annotation, cellular component: ribosome; cytosolic large ribosomal subunit. Bases 92 to 463 code for a protein of 123 amino acids. The transcript has a single exon. Gene Ontology annotation, biological process: translation; maturation of LSU-rRNA from tricistronic rRNA transcript (SSU-rRNA, 5.8S rRNA, LSU-rRNA). NCBI's taxonomy places the organism in Eukaryota, Metazoa, Arthropoda, Insecta, Diptera, Culicidae. The record is from RefSeq and is a predicted model, not a curated record.
UUCUUUUCGACGUUUCUGCCGAUUGUGACCGGAGGUGUUUCAAUCGCGUGCUUCUUGAAAAAGUGGCAAAUAACCCCACAAAACCAGCAAAAUGGUGAAAGUUAAGUGUUCCGAGCUUCGUACGAAGGACAAGAAGGAGCUGACCAAGCAGCUGGAGGACCUGAAGAAGGAGCUGCUGAAUCUGCGUGUGGCAAAAGUCACCGGCGGUGCUCCGUCCAAGCUGUCGAAGAUCCGUGUCGUCCGCAAGGCGAUCGCCCGCGUGUACAUUGUGAUGAACACGAAGACGAAGGAGAACCUCCGUAAGCUGUACAAGGGCAAGAAGUACGUGCCGCUGGAUCUGCGCCCGAAGAAGACCCGUGCUAUGCGUAAGGCCCUGUCUUAUCGCGAUGCCAAGAGAUUGACGCUGAAGCAGCAGCGUAAACGCGCGAAGUUCCCCCGCCGCCGAUACGCCGUCAAGGCUUAAGGGGGUAGAGCGGGAGGAAGGGAAGUCGUCCCCAAGAGCUGUGUCUGGUGUACGUGUGUGGAUACCUCCGUUUUGGUUCGUAUCGCUGAUGGUCGUUCCGGAUGAAGAUCAUGUAUAUCGAGAUCGGUAUAAUACAAACCCACGUUUAUUGAACCACAAA